CACAGUCAUUGUGUCUCUAUAUAAAGAGAUCCAUUACAGCACAAUGUUGCAAGCUCACAUCAUUGUACCACCUGAAGGACUUGGACUUUUUUGGAUUCUGUCUGUCUGAUUGAAAGAUGGGGGAUGCUUUGAUGGAGGAGUUUGGAGCUGCGGCUCCAUUCUUACGUAAGUCAGACAAGGAGCGUCUGGAGGCCCAAACUCGCCCCUUCGACAUGAAGAAGGAAUGCUUUGUCCCUGAUCCUGAGGUUGAGUACGUCAAAGCCUCCAUCACCAGCAGAGACGGUGACAAAGUCACUGUUGACACUGAAUUUGGAAAGACGGUAACUGUGAAGGAGGUUGACGUUCACCCUCAGAACCCGCCAAAGUUCGAUAAAAUUGAGGACAUGGCGAUGUUCACCUUCCUGCACGAGCCCGCUGUGCUGUUUAACCUCAAAGAGCGUUACGCAGCCUGGAUGAUCUACACCUACUCUGGGCUCUUCUGUGUCACUGUGAAC
This is a messenger RNA of Labeo rohita (rohu), 494 nucleotides long. Its product is annotated as myosin-7-like. The annotation marks the transcript as partial. NCBI's taxonomy places the organism in Eukaryota, Metazoa, Chordata, Actinopteri, Cypriniformes, Cyprinidae. Gene Ontology annotation, molecular function: cytoskeletal motor activity; ATP binding; actin filament binding. The transcript is spliced from 5 exons. Gene Ontology annotation, cellular component: myosin complex. The record is from RefSeq and is a predicted model, not a curated record.